CUUCGGUUUCCCUAGCCGGGGUUUGCCGCCGCGGUUCCCGCGACCCCAACGUCCCAGAGGCGGGGCAGAGUCGGCGGAGGCGCUCCUUGGAGCCGACCUCUGUUCCGGCCCAACAAACAGACCCUGGAUCGGCGAAGGUUGCGGAUACUGAGCAUUUGAAAUUGAAUAAAUCAUUACAAAGAAUUAUGGAGACUCUUGCAGGAUCGCAGAUGAAUAUCAGGUUUCCUACAAGCAAGAUGGUACCUUUCUACUUUCCGCCAUCAAAAUGUGCACUUUGGAACCCUACACCGAUUGGAGAUUUCAUCUACUUACGUCUCAAUUACUACAGAAAUCCAAAACUUGUGGUAACUGAAAAGACCAUCCGACUUGCUUGUCGUCAUGCUAAGCAGAAUAAAAAAAAUUUGCCAUGCUUUUUACUUGGUUCUCUCACAAUAGAUGAAGAUGAAGAAGGUGUGACAUUGACAGUAGAUCGCUUUGAUCCUGGUCGAGAAGUACCUGAAUGCUUACAAAGAAUCCCUACUGCUUCUCUUCCUGGGGACUUCGUGAUUCCAUGCAAAGUUCAAACUCAGGGACUUUGUUCAAGAGAAAUAAUAGUUCACAAUGCAGAUGACUACAGUUCAACUUUUAAAGCUCUGCAGCACCAUGUAUGUAGCAAAGAUUCCUUGGAUUGUGGUAAACUGCUUUCCCUGAGAGCACAUAUCACUUACCGGGAGAAUUUGGACAGUGUGGAUUUUGACUUGCAUUGGGCAGCAGUAACUCUGGCAAAUACCUUUAAAUGCACACCUGUGAAGCCCAUCCCCAUUAUUCCAACAGCUCUGGCAAGAAACUUGAGCAGUAAUUUGAAUAUUUCUCAAGUUCAAGGUACCUAUAAAUAUGGAUAUCUUACCAUGGACGAAACCCGUAAGUUGUUGCUUUUGUUGGAAUCUGAUCCCAAGGUUUAUUCUCUGCCAUUAGUGGGAAUGUAAGUAUUGCAUUAUUUACGGAAACCUUUCAGCCACAGAUAUGUUCAAAAGUAUAAGCACGUGAAUCAGCUGUACUGUGAAUAUAUAAUACUUAGAUCACCUUCAUAAGCCUUAAAGACAAAUGAAUCCUGAACUUUCUUGUCAUAAUAGCAGAACUUGUUAAAAUGCAAUUUUGUCCAAUUUAAGAAUGCUAAUAUAUGAAACCAACAAAGUUGAAUUUUUCUAGUUGACAUCGAAACCUUAGAACCCUAUUUCUUUAACCUUCCCUACUAUCCUGAUACCUUGAAUAACCCAAGGCCCAGAAUAGCUGUUUAAUUUCACUGCCAGGCAAUUUCGCAGAAAUUCUUUUUAGUGUUAAUGACUUUCUCUUUCGAGUUAAUAGCUAAUGACAUUUAAACAAAUUAUUCAGUCAGAAAUUUAUGUUCAGUAUUUACUGAGUGCUUACCAUUUGCAUAAUAUUAUGUUUGGAACUGGGUUGGAAUUUAAAGCUCCUCAAGGAAUUUAUAAUCAAGGUAAGGUGAUAAAUUAAUUAAAUAUUCAUAUACAGAAAGAUAAAUGGUGAGGAAGAUUAUGAUUUAUUAUCAAUAAGCAGUAUGGAUAGAGAGCACUAUUAGUGUU
This is a messenger RNA of Talpa occidentalis (Iberian mole), 1580 nucleotides long. RefSeq names its product SCL-interrupting locus protein-like. Lineage: Eukaryota; Metazoa; Chordata; Mammalia; Eulipotyphla; Talpidae. Gene Ontology annotation, biological process: smoothened signaling pathway; protein localization to centrosome; mitotic spindle organization. The transcript has 7 exons. The coding region runs from base 186 to 965 and encodes 259 amino acids. Gene Ontology annotation, cellular component: centrosome; centriole. The record is from RefSeq and is a predicted model, not a curated record.